Molecule: messenger RNA, 2700 nt
Organism: Pangasianodon hypophthalmus (striped catfish)
Lineage: Eukaryota; Metazoa; Chordata; Actinopteri; Siluriformes; Pangasiidae
Gene: ncaph
Product: non-SMC condensin I complex, subunit H
Exons: 18
Coding region: 184-2256 (690 amino acids)
Biological process (GO): mitotic chromosome condensation
Cellular component (GO): condensin complex
Molecular function (GO): chromatin binding
Source: RefSeq, a predicted model, not a curated record
GACGUAUGACGUACUAACCGUCCGGCGCUAAAUUUCAAAUAGGAGUUAGCGGAGUUACUCGCCUGUGUGUGGUUUAGUUCCGUUGUUUACAGAAAAUUAAAGAUUUUUUUUUGAUAAAUUUGUUUUAAUUCUCAAUAAGUAAUCGGAUAUUCAUUACCAAGUUGCGCUAUCGAUUACAGCAGCAUGAGUGUGGUGAGCACCCCGACUUCCCGGCCAAGGCAGUGGUCCUCUCCGGCGCUGGGGCACAAAACGGCCCUCUCGGCCACCAGCACGCCGCUUCUCGGAUCCAUCCAAAGCAACGACGAUGAGCAGGAGCGAAGGCAGAGGCGCAGGUCCAGAGUCAUCGACCUUCACGCAGGGGCCGACUCCUCCAUCAACGAGGGCUACAGUAGCACAGGAACUCCUGCUGCCGUGCCCAAGCUUUCCUCUGCGCAGAUCUCGGAGCAUUACUCCACCUGCAUCAAGCUCUCGACGGAAAACAAAAUUACCACGAAGAACGCGUUUGGUCUGCACCUCAUCGAUUACAUGGCGGACAUUCUCAAGCAGAAAGACUCCGAGCUCAACUUCAAGGUGGCUGCAGGGACUCUGGACGCCAGCACUAAGAUCUAUGCUGUGAGGGUGGACGCGGUACACGCUGAUGCCUACAGAGUUCUGGGAGGCCUGGGCUCCGAGACCAAACCGAAAGAUGGCCAGGAGGCAGGAGAAGACGUGGAGGCGGCAGACGGCAGUGUGAGUGAACAGGCAGCCACCAAGCAGGCCCCAAAGAAACGGCCUCCGAAGAAGACGGUGGAGCAGAACCUGAGCAACAUCAACCUCUCAGAGUCGGAGAUGAAGUGUGAGGUGGACCCCAUGUUCCAGCGCAUGGCCGCGUCUUUCGAUGAGAACAGUACAGCCGGAGUGUUUCUGUCCGUGCUGUUCAGUGAGGACAGCCGCUGUGAGCUCCGGUUCCCCUCCCACAUGACCCUGCUGCACUCCAGACCAGCCAGCUCUCCCUCACCUGUACAGCACACACCUGCCUCACCCUUCACAGUUAGUUUAAAGACUCUGGAGGAAAAGAUGCCCGUCUGCCCGUCUCUAGAAGAUUUCUCCUUCACCCAGUGGACACCUGACCAGACGACCAACCUGAACCAGCUGCUGGAGAAGAUGAAGCAGGGCGAGCACGCGUUUGACGUCAACGCCGAAAUCGAGCCGGACGAGUGCGAGGCGCCGGAUUUCGAGGACCAUUUCGAUGCGGACGGAGACGACAGAGGAGAGGGAGAGUGCGGGGAUCCCUUCGACGAGCACAAAGACGCCUGCUCUAGGAGGAGCCCCGAGAAAGGGCGAGGGAUUAUACCGAUCGGAGAAGGCGACAUCACCACCAUGUGCCUGCAGCUGUCAGACAAACCCAGAGAGUAUUCGUACUUCAGCCCCCGCACCAUGGCGACGUGGGUCGGCCCGGGAUACUGGCUCUUCAAACCCACACACAAACAGGAUCACAAGCCGGAGAAGGAAACCAAAAAGCGAGCGCCGAAAAGUGCCCUGGUGAUCGACUUCAGCGAGGACGUCCACUUUCACAACUACUUCCGCACAACCAGAGCAGCGACCACCAUCAGUAAAUCUGCCCUGAACACCAGCAACAAGAAAACGACGCUGCCGGCAGAUUUCCAGUAUCCGCUCAGCAACCUGUCGCAGCUCAGCCUCAAACCUGCCAGCACGCUGAUUGUAAAAGACAAGAAGAGGAUAUCAGGUGAGCUAGCCGAGGACAUUGGAGAGUACGACUAUAACAACGCUAAUGACACUGCUAACUUCUGCCCACGGCUGCAGCUCGAGGACAGCGAUGAUGAGGUCGAAGGCUUCGCGGGAUCGGAUGACUCUCAGCCCGUGACGGACAGACUGGACGCCGACGGCGUCUCCACAUACGGAGAAGACUGCCUGGUGCCCGAGCCGUAUAAAGUCAACAUCAUUGAGAUUAAUUACGCCAAAACAGCCAAGAAGAUGGACAUGAAGCGCCUGAAGAGCAGCAUGUGGAGCCUCCUGACAGACAGCCCUGAGAAACCAGCCAUGGUUGCUGAGAGCGAGAAGCCUACAGAAGUCCCAGGAGAGAAAUCCUUCAGCCAGUCCACCAGGACGCUCUUACAAAAGCUCCCCAGCACCAUGGCCAGUAACCUGUCUGUGCCCUUGGCCUUCGUCGCUCUCCUGCAUCUGGCCAAUGAGAAGAACCUGGAGCUUCACAAAGUGGACGACAUGUCGGACAUCAUCAUCAAACAAGGACACUGAGGACACGCCCACGCCACCGGAUUAUUAUUUUUUUUAGUGUUUUAAGGGAGUAUUAUUUUUUUAGAGCAGUUUUUACAGUGUACAGUAUGUUUUAUUCCACAUGUGUGGAGCCUCUAUUUUACAGUAAAUAGUGUUUCCUCUGGUGCAAUUUUGUAAUAAAAAUUUUAACCGUGAUUAGAAGAAAAAUCUUUCAUUUCUGUUUCGGGGACCGUGCUACACAAGACACCGAAAUGUACAACAAAAUAAAAUAUAUUAGAAUAAAAUAAUUCAGCAUCAUGUGGAAAAAUGACACAAAGGGAGGCAUUUCUGACAUUUCACUGACCCUCCAACACCACCAUGAACUUUUCUCCUCUUUUGUCUUGUCUUGUUAAUUUAAACCUUGUUCUGUUUUUAUGUUUCUUCCUUUUAUGUGUACUCUAAACAUCAUUAAAUCUCUGAAUAUUA